Molecule: messenger RNA, 2028 nt
Organism: Cornus florida
Lineage: Eukaryota; Viridiplantae; Streptophyta; Magnoliopsida; Cornales; Cornaceae
Exons: 9
Coding region: 252-1949 (565 amino acids)
Source: RefSeq, a predicted model, not a curated record
UUUUGCUGGUAUCCUGCUGUUUGAUUCUGGUUGGGUUUUAGGCGUUUGUUCUCUCUCUCUCCGUCAUCAUUUUGCAGCCCACGACUCUCUCUCGCUCUCUCUCUCUCUCUCAUGUUAUUUGUGCCUCUCUUCUCUCUCUCUCUCUCUCUCUCUCUCAUGUUAUUUGUGCCUAAUCGUGUUAGGAGCUAUAAAUCUGAAUUGGGUUUCAGAGUUGUAUUCUUAUUCCUAUAAUAUCUAGUGUAUAGAUAGAUAUGCCAAGCACUUUGAAAGAAUGGUUGAAGAUAAUCUAUGUGGUCUUUGCCUUCUGCUCUGCCCUCUGUUUGGGUGCACUCAAAAGUUUAUUGGUGGGCCCAAUUGCUUGUUUGAUACUGAUAAUAGGAAAUGUUGGUGUGAUUUUGGUUCUCUUCCCUGCACAUGUUGCUUGGACUGUCUACACCAUUGUCAAGACUAGUAGAUUUGAUGCACCACUUAAAGUAGCUAUCCUAUUUGCUUUGCCUGCUUUAUUUGGUAUUUGGUUGGGUCUGAGCAUAGCUGCUAGUGUUCUUGUGGGAGUGGGCUAUGGGUUCUUCACUCCCUGGGUUUCUGCUUUUGAAGCCUUCAGACAUGAGAAUGAAUCCAAAAAGUUCUUCCAUUGCGUUGUGGAUGGGACUUGGGGAACUAUCAAAGGGAGCUGCACCGUGGUUCGAGAUUUUGCUGACCUUUGCUAUCAUUCAUACCCACUCUACUUGAGAGAGUUGCGCGAAUCCCCCUGUUCGAAUGAGCUCCAACCUCUUAGGUUUAUAUAUGUGCCCGGAUGUAUAAUUGUUGGCCUAAUGGGACUAAUUGUGGAGAUUCCACUUUACACGGCUAUUGCCAUCGUCAAGAGUCCAUACAUGUUGUUCAAGGGCUGGCACCGGCUGAUACAUGACCUAAUCAGCAGAGAAGGUCCAUUUCUAGAAACAGCUUGUAUACCGAUUGCUGGUUUGACAAUCCUUAUGUGGCCACUAGUCGUAAUUGGGAGUAUCAUAAUGGCUGUUUUUUCGAGCUUCUUUAUAGGAUUGUAUGGAGCAGUUAUAGUAUAUCAGGAAAGGUCUUUCCGGAAAGGUGUUGCUUAUGUGAUUGCAAUGGUUGCUGAAUUCGAUGAGUACACUAAUGAUUGGCUUUACCUCCGAGAGGGUUCUAUCCUCCCAAAGCCCCGAUAUCGGAAGAAGAAAGUCUCUCCCACAUCAGAGUUCUCUGUUGGGAAGAAUAAUUCAUCUGAAGGCAGAAUCACCUCUGUUUUCACAGAAGCACCUGCAAUACUUAUGCCUAGCUUAUCAUCUUCAAGGUCGGUUAGAAUGGCGAUACAAGAAGUGAAAAUGGUGCAGGUAUGGGGAAACAUGAUGAAGUCGUGUGAAAUGAGGGGUAAGGAAUUGUUGGAUGCCAAUGUGAUAACACCGGCAGACCUCUAUGACUGGUUGAAGACAAAAAAUGGCAAUGAGGCAGCCAUUGUUGGUGUCGGGUUGCCUUGUUAUGCAUUUUUUCAGACUCUCCUUCACUCCAUUAAAGCUCGAUCGGAUGGUCUAUUGCUUCUCGAUGAUCUUGAAAUCACCCAGCUUAAUAGACCCCAUGACAGAUUGUUGGAUUGGUUCUUCCAACCUGUAAUGGUCCUAAAGGAACAGAUCAAGGUCAUGGAAUUGGGAGAAGGUGAGGUAAGGUUUCUGGAGAAAGUUGUUCUUUUCGGAAGCGACACACAACACAUGGAAACUUGGAAAAAUGGCAGUGUAGUACCUGUAGAUGCUGUAAGAGCUGCUCAAAUUGAUGGCAUCAGCAGAAGGAUGAUGGGAAUGAUAAGAAGUGUGACAAAGUUUCCCACUUACAGAAGGAAAUUUCGCCAGAUUGUGAAGGCCUUAAUUAUAUAUUCGAUAGAGAAGGAGGGUUCCAUCCGAUCAAUUUCUAGUAGAUCAGUCGCUUCUGUCGAAAUUGUGUAGAAGGAACUUCAAUCAAUUUGUCACUUUUUGUGUUUAUAGAUGCUCAUAGUUUAUGAAAUCAUUUUGGUUAUAGUGUAAA